GGAGGAGGAGGGGCGGCCGCAGCUGCAUCCAGCCCCGUUGGCUUCCUUCCCAGCGCUCCUUCGCCGCCUCCUCCUCUUCCUCCUGUAUGAGUCAGGCAUUUCCCGGGGAUUUGGAACAGCCACGCGCGGCCCGAGUUCCCGGAGCUGUAGCCGCCGUCGCUGUUCCACGAGCGCCAGCGCCGGGGCCGCCACCGCGGCCGGGAGCACCCGCGUCCCGGGCGCGCACGCACCAUGGAGAGGGCGGCCCAGGGCGCAGAUGGCGGGGGCAGCAACAGCAGCAGCCGCAGCAGUAGCCGCGCCACCUCGGCGGGCUCCUCGCCCUCCUGCUCCCUGGCCAGCCGCGGGGUGUCCAGCCGAUCGGCGGUGGCCGGGCUUGGCGGCGGGGGCAGCCGCAGCAGCCCGGGCUCGGUGGCCGCUAGCCCGUCCGGGGGCGGCGGCCGCAGGCGGGAGCCGGCGCUCGAGGGCGUGCUCAGCAAAUACACCAACCUCCUGCAGGGCUGGCAGAACAGGUACUUCGUGCUGGAUUUCGAGGCGGGCCUCCUGCAGUACUUCGUGAACGAGCAGAGCAAACACCAGAAGCCCCGUGGUGCCCUGGCUUUGUCAGGCGCCAUCGUAUCCCUGAGCGAUGAGGCGCCCCACAUGCUGGUCGUGUACGCCGCCAACGGGGAGAUGUACAAACUGAGAGCUGCUGAUGCAAAGGAGAAACAGUUCUGGGUGACUCAGCUUCGAGCUUGUGCCAAAUAUCACAUGGAAACAAGUUCUAAGACUACUCCAAGCUCCCGAAGCCGAAGUCUCACAUUGCUCCCCCAUGGAACACCCAAUUCUGCGUCUCCCUGUAGCCAGAGACAUCUCAUUGCGGGGGCCCCCGGCGUUGUCACAGUCACGCAUCACAAGUCGCCUGCAGCUGCCCGAAGAGCCAAGAGUCAGUAUUCCGGCCAGCUUCACGAAGUCAGAGAGAUGAUGAAUCAGGUGGAAGGACAGCAGAAAAGCCUGGUGCACGCCAUUGAGUCCUUGCCAGGCUCCGGCCCCCUCACUGCCUUGGACCAGGACCUGCUGCUCCUGAAAGCUACCUCUGCUGCCACCCUCAGCUGCCUGGGGGAGUGCCUGAGCCUCCUACAGCAGAGCGUGCACCAAGCGGGUCCCCCCAGCCACAAGCCAGGGGCCUCAGAAAACAUCAUGGGAUGGCACGGGCCCAAGUCACAUUCCACAGAGCAGCUGAAAAACGGGACAUUUGGCUCCCUGCCAUCAGCCAGUGCCAACAUAACCUGGGCGAUUCUACCCAACUCUGCCGAAGAUGAACCCACCUUACCGCCGGAGCCAGAGCCAAAUUCAAGCCCUGAAUUGGUUUUGUCUGAAGAUGAAAAAAGUGACACUGAAGAUAAGGAAGAAGCAGAGUUGGGUGUCGUGGAGGAUCAGCGCAGUAUAAUUCUUCAUCUGAUUUCCCAGCUCAAACUUGGGAUGGAUCUAACCAAGGUGGUGCUUCCCACAUUCAUUCUGGAGCAACGCUCCUUGCUGGAGAUGUACGCAGACUUCAUGGCGCACCCAGACCUGCUACUGGCCAUCACAGCAGGGGCCACGCCGGAGGAGAGGGUCAUUUGCUUCGUGGAGUACUAUCUCACCGCCUUCCAUGAGGGCCGCAAGGGGGCCCUGGCCAAGAAGCCCUACAACCCCAUCAUCGGAGAGACGUUUCACUGCUCCUGGGAGGUACCCAAGGACAGGGUCCGGCCCAAGAGGACUGCCCCCCACUCGCCUGCCGGCCACGAACACCCCAUGGGCAAUGACCCAUCCAAAGGCUACAAAUUGCGAUUUGUGGCAGAGCAAGUAUCCCAUCACCCGCCCAUCUCCUGCUUCUACUGUGAAUGCAAGGAGAAGAGACUGUGCGUCAACACUCAUGUAUGGACCAAAAGCAAGUUCAUGGGCAUGUCCGUGGGGGUGUCGAUGAUUGGGGAAGGGGUCCUGAGGCUCCUGGAACACGGGGAAGAGUAUGUGUUCACCUUGCCGAGUGCCUACGCCCGCUCCAUCCUCACCAUCCCCUGGGUGGAGCUCGGAGGAAAAGUCAGCAUCAGCUGUGCCAAGACCGGCUACUCUGCCACGGUUAUCUUCCACACGAAGCCUUUCUAUGGAGGGAAAGUCCACAGGGUUACAGCAGAAGUGAAGCACAACCCCACCAACACCAUCGUUUGCAAAGCUCACGGCGAGUGGAACGGAACGCUGGAGUUCACCUACAACAACGGGGAGACCAAAGUCAUCGACACGACCACACUGCCCGUGUACCCGAAGAAGAUCCGUCCUCUGGAGAAGCAGGGGCCCAUGGAGUCCAGGAACCUCUGGCAGGAGGUGACCCGCUACCUGCGGGUGGGGGACAUAGAUGCGGCCACGGAGCAGAAGCGCCAUCUGGAGGAGAAGCAGCGGGUAGAGGAGCGGAAGAGGGAGACCCUCCACAUGCCCUGGAGGCCCAAGUAUUUUACGCAGGAGGGUGACAGCUGGGUUUACUUCAAUCCCCUCUGGAAGGCACACUGAUGGGGUCGCAGAACAGAGCUUUCAGAAAUAGCCGUUUUUGUAGGAAUUAAAGUGGUACAGUAUCAAAGUUCGGCUGGUAUGCGCUGAGACAGCUUGAUCUCAUCCAAGAAAUCACACCUGAGAAAUUAUAUACUGUGAAAAAUGCUCCCCCCAACUCUGCUUUAGGAUUGAGUUUCUUCAGGAGCCAUCAGGGGCCUGUGUGUGUGUGUAGGCGGGCACUCAGCGCUGACCGUUCACAUGCUCGCAUUCAACGCAGCUGCUGGGAGGAUGCGUGUAGACA
Molecule: messenger RNA, 2800 nt
Organism: Sorex fumeus (smoky shrew)
Lineage: Eukaryota; Metazoa; Chordata; Mammalia; Eulipotyphla; Soricidae
Gene: OSBPL10
Product: oxysterol binding protein like 10
Exons: 13
Coding region: 232-2520 (762 amino acids)
Cellular component (GO): intracellular membrane-bounded organelle; membrane; cytosol
Molecular function (GO): cholesterol binding
Source: RefSeq, a predicted model, not a curated record